This is a messenger RNA of Schistocerca cancellata (South American locust), 4242 nucleotides long. RefSeq names its product dynamin (gene shi). The record is from RefSeq and is a predicted model, not a curated record. Lineage: Eukaryota; Metazoa; Arthropoda; Insecta; Orthoptera; Acrididae. Gene Ontology annotation, molecular function: microtubule binding; GTP binding; GTPase activity. The coding region runs from base 300 to 2897 and encodes 865 amino acids. Gene Ontology annotation, biological process: receptor-mediated endocytosis. Gene Ontology annotation, cellular component: cytoplasm; plasma membrane; synapse. The transcript has 18 exons.
UUCUUUGGUAGUGUCUCUGUUUACGUUAUUGUUGUCAGUGCCGUGUCUAUUAGGAAUACAGUGUUGUUUACCGAGGAAUGCAAGGCUAGCCUAAUAGAUGAAUUUGUAAUCAAUUGACUUGAUAUACAGUAAUAUUAUGUUUUCUGCUAUGCAAAUGCCGACCAUGAAGUUCCAUUCAAAAUUUCGAUCAGCAGUGAUGCGCAGGGACUGAUGGGUAAUCAGCCAUAUUGUUUUAUAUCGCGGAGUACAAAAUUGAAGUCAGUAGUGCGCAGGGUGCGGAGUUGAAAGUGUAGUUCACAAUGGCAGGAAAUGCGGGAAUGGAGCAGCUAAUACCAAUAGUGAACAAACUCCAAGAUGCGUUCACUCAGCUUGGCGUACAUAUGCAACUGGAUUUGCCCCAGAUAGCAGUGGUAGGAGGACAGAGUGCGGGCAAAAGUUCGGUUUUGGAAAAUUUCGUCGGAAGGGACUUUCUACCUCGAGGUUCAGGAAUUGUCACACGAAGACCCCUUAUUUUGCAGCUUAUAAAUAGUUCAACUGAGUAUGCAGAAUUUCUUCACUGCAAAGGGAAGAAAUUUGUUGAUUUUGAUGAGGUUCGCCGUGAAAUAGAAGCGGAAACAGACAGGGUCACUGGAUCUAACAAAGGAAUUUCCAAUAUACCCAUAAAUCUUCGUGUCUAUUCUCCAAAUGUUUUGAAUCUGACUCUUAUCGAUCUACCGGGUAUAACUAAGGUUCCAAUUGGAGACCAGCCGCCUCAGAUUGAACAGCAGAUCAAGUCAAUGAUCAUGACCUACAUAACUCAAGACAAUUGCUUGAUUUUGGCUGUGACUCCAGCAAACUCUGAUUUGGCAAACAGUGAUGCUUUGAAAAUGGCAAAAGAUGUUGACCCAGCAGGCAUCAGAACCAUAGGUGUUAUAACCAAACUGGACCUCAUGGAUGAAGGUACUGACGCACGGGAUAUUCUUGAAAACAAGCUACUCCCUCUCCGGAGAGGGUAUAUUGGGGUAGUUAAUAGAAGUCAGAAGGAUAUUGAAGGAAAGAAAGAUAUUAAAGCUGCUUUGGCUGCCGAGAGGAAGUUUUUUCUCAGUCAUCCAUCUUAUCGUCACAUGGCAGAUCGCCUUGGAACGCCAUAUUUACAGAGAGUUCUAAAUCAACAGUUAACCAAUCAUAUUAGAGAUACAUUACCAAGUCUAAGGGACAAGCUUCAGAAACAACUGUUGACCUUGGAAAAAGAUGUGGAACAGUAUAAACAUUUUCGCCCAGAUGAUCCUGCGAUUAAGACUAAAGCAAUGCUUCAGAUGAUUCAGCAGUUGCAAUCGGAUUUUGAAAGGACUAUUGAAGGAUCUGGCUCUGCACAGAUAAAUACAAUGGAACUUUCAGGUGGUGCAAAGAUUAACAGACUAUUCCAUGAGAGGUUUCCAUUUGAAAUUGUCAAAAUGGAAUUUGAUGAAAAAGAACUCAGAAGAGAAAUAGCAUUUGCUAUUAGAAAUAUUCAUGGUAUUAGGGUUGGCCUGUUUACACCUGAUAUGGCCUUUGAGGCAAUUGUUAAGAAACAAAUUGCUCGGUUAAAGGAACCGAGCUUAAAAUGUGUUGACUUGGUUGUAGCAGAACUGUCAAAUGUAGUUAGAGUUUGCACCGAUAAGAUGUCACGGUAUCCUAGAUUGCGCGAAGAAACUGAACGAAUAAUUACUACACACAUCCGGCAGCGGGAACAAAAUUGUAAAGAACAAAUUAUUUUGUUGAUCGAUUGUGAACUAGCAUACAUGAACACAAAUCAUGAGGAUUUCAUUGGAUUUGCCAAUGCCCAACAAUCUUCAGAAAAUUCCGUUAAAGCAGGACGUAAACUGGGAAAUCAAGUUAUUCGUAAAGGUUACAUGUGUAUACACAAUUUGGGAAUAAUGAAAGGUGGUUCCAGGGACUACUGGUUUGUCCUUACCUCAGAAAGCAUAUCCUGGUUUAAAGAUGAAGAGGAGCGAGAGAAAAAGUACAUGCUGCCUCUUGAUGGACUCAAGCUGCGAGAUGUUGAACAGAGCUUCAUGUCAAGAAGGCAUACAUUUGCACUGUUUAACCCUGAAGGAAGAAAUGUAUACAAGGAUUACAAGCAGUUGGAGCUGAGUUGUGAGAACCAAGAUGAUGUAGACUCGUGGAAAGCAUCAUUCCUGCGAGCAGGGGUUUAUCCAGAGAAGUCAACAGAGCAAGCCAAUGGGGAGGAGGUUAGGGUAAGUGUUGAGUCUGGCAAGAGUGGCAGAUCAGCUGUCGAAGAAGUGAAGUCAUCGGACCUGGGCGCUGGGGAAGGAAGUUCUUCGAUGGAUCCACAGCUGGAGCGCCAAGUUGAAACAAUCAGGAAUUUGGUCGAUUCUUACAUGAAAAUAGUUACAAAGACAACUAGGGAUCUUGUCCCAAAAGCAAUCAUGCUAAUGAUAAUCAACAAUACAAAGGACUUUAUCAAUGGUGAGCUGUUGGCGCACUUGUAUGCCUCUGGAGAUCAGGGACAAAUGAUGGAAGAGAGUCCUGAAGAGGCUCUUAAGCGAGAAGAGAUGCUAAGAAUGUAUCAUGCCUGUAAAGAAGCACUUAGAAUUAUAGGAGAUGUUUCAAUGGCAACUGUAUCAACGCCUGUUCCCCCUCCUGUGAAGAAUGACUGGCUUGUUUCUGGCCUGGAAAACCCAAGACUGUCACCACCUUCUCCUGGUGGUCCUAGGAGGACUCCAAUGCAGCCAACUCCUGCUGUUGGCUCUAGGGCUCCACCGCCGCCACCAGCAACAAGCAGGCCAGCUCCGAACAUCCCUAACAGGCCAGGUCCAGAUGCUGCACAGGGGCAGCGUGCUCCCCCAUCACUGCCUGGAAGACCUCAGUCUGGAGCUGGUCUUCCACCACCACUUAUUCCUUCGCGGAGGCAGUAACUGCAAAUAACUGCAUGACACAAAUCUUCAGUCAGUUAACAAACUGUGAUGUGUUUGUAUAAAUACUAACCUCGAUUUUGUCAGGAUUGGUCUCAUUAUAACACAAAUUGUAAGAAGUCAGUUCUGUAGACUUUCAAAAUGUUACCUAUACACCCCUGUACUGUGCAGUUAUUAGUCAGUGGUAUCCAUAAAGGUUGUCUAGUGAUUACACUUUAAAUGGGAAAAGAACAACAAUGUUAUUGUAUUGUUAAUAAGCUUAAUGAUGACUCAGUACUUAAUAUAGACCAUUUCAUUUUGAAAAGCUGGGUGACUUAUACUGUAAAAAUGUGAGAGCACACACCAGUGUAUAGUUGUGUAGGUAAACCACACACACUGUUAAGGAAGCAGGUGUAGCAAUGUUUCUAUUGCACCAGUCCAGACAGUGUUACAUUUAUUUGUUGCCCCAUAUAUAUUUUAGCCAUGCUGCUAAUAUUAUCAUGUGUUUCAGUAGCAUUUUCAUUGGUGACUUAUUAAUCUUUUAAUGUGUGUUAGUAUUUCUUAUAAGUGAUUUAUCUAAUAACAAUGGAGAUGGUACUGCCUGCUGGAAUCUGAGCAUUUCAGACUUCCAAAGGAUUCAUUCAAAGUUCAGUGCAAAUGUGUAUUGAAUUUGACCCAUAAAGGGCAAGCAUAUACCUAUGUCCAUAAUUUUGCCGUUACAUACUUAAUAAAAUUGUCCAGAAUAUAUUCAACCAAUACCCAUUUGUUUAUCUGGAGCUAAUGUUGUAGAGAAAGCAAAUCUACAUUUGUCAUGAGAGAAAUGUAUAAAGUAUAGAACUAGGCACAUCUGCCUAACAAUAUUCCCUGCUGAUAAGCACAUGUUAAAGAAGACCCUUCCAUAUAUGGAGUGUUGUUUAUUUGGAAAGUUGCCCUCUGGCUGUAAACAAUGAGGUUGGCAAUAGGAUUUAUUCUGGCACAUGCACAACUUCAAAUUUUAUUUAUUUCUUCUUUUUCCAAACAAGUAUAAAAUUACACUGGCUGUGUUCACAGUUGAUCCUUGUAGAUUAAGUUAUAGGGUAGUUUAUGAGUUCCCAAAUACAUAAAUAGUGUGUCUAUGGACAUUGGGUAUAUGCCGAAUACAUUUUACAUAAGUAUAUUCUAGCAUACUUUGGUUGUCGUUAGAAUCUUUGGGCGGGGGAUCUAACUGUUCUUGUCUGCUGUCUGCGCACAGCCGGGGUGGCAGCGGGGGAAUUCUGGGGACAGCCAUGACAGGCAUGCCUCCCAUCCCCCACCGUGUGCAGCAGGCGGUCGGCCAGGCUGCAGCACAGGCGGCUGUCAAUGAGUUAAGAGAUGCUUUCCGAAUGCCAAA